GGGGGGGGGAGACGACAGAGAGAGAGAGAGGUGAGGGACAGAGAAGACCUCGAUUGAAAACUGCGCGGCUGCUCAGCCGAUUGACCCACCGGGCGGAUCGGGCCAGCGGACAAAAUCUAAAUCGGCCGCGCAGCAGCGAGAAGGGAGGGGGGGGGGGGCCCCAGCCAUGCUGCGUCGUAGCGGCCUAACGACCCCCGUCAACGACCGGGCCGGAGUGACCCUCUCGUUCUCCGGGUUCUUCCUCGUGUUCGCCGGGCUCACGCUCACGUGCAUGGGAUGGCUGUACUACACGCGCCACUCGCAUAGCUUCGACUGGUCACAAGUGCUGGGACCCAUCCUGAUGGGCCUCGGCGUGGUCUUCUUGCUGCUGGCCGCGUGGCGACUCAGGACUCUGAUAUGCUGCCGCUCUAGAGGGGAGCAGGAGGAGGAAGAUACGGAGAUGCGACGCCGCUUCGAGGCGUUCGGCAUUCUGGUGGCGAGCAUCCAGGCCCCGGGAAAUCCCACGGCUUCCUCCGCGAGCGACCACGGCUUCCUCCCGCCGCCCCCCUACGACCCCGAGUCGGCACCCCCAGCCUACAGCGGCGGUGGAGGAGGAGGCGGCUACGUGAACCGGGCGUGCGAGGGGGAGAUGGAGGAGCAGGCGGUGCCCGGAGCGGGAGCCGUGGCGGCGAUGGGGAUCGAAACUGGGAGGCAAAGGAGCGCCGAACUCUCUCCUCGCCCCUCCUCCGACGUCCCUUGGAAGGAAUCCACAUUCCCAGCGAUGCCUCCGUCAUACGAGGAAGCCAUCGCAGAUGCUGCCCUUUGCCCGCUUCCCUCGCUCCCUGCCCUGCCCUCUGCGGCUGCCCUGCCCUCGCAGCCCGGUCCCGAGAACGACAUCACGUCAAACGCCCUCUCGACGUCGCCUGCACGGACGGACGCAGCGAAACUCGACAGCUAGGCGCGACACGAGAGCCCACGAGCCACGGUGAAUUGUAUUUCGUCGGAGGAGGUUGAAUAAUGGACUUCAGAGGUGGCCCUGGAAGCUUAAGAGGUCAGAGCGCUGAGUGGGCUCUGCCGAGAGCCAAGGCUCGAGCCGGGGUCCAGCUGUGUGUGAUUUAAUCCGGGGUCUCUAGUGCAGCGAGUUGGACGUGUCAGGCCAGCUGACCAGUGCCGGAUGAAGCUAGUGCGGCGCCUGUAGCAUAUGUGAUAAAGGGGCCCUAAUUUAUAAAUAUGUUAAAAACACAAAUGUUUUACUUGCAUAGUAAAAUAAUUGUAUUUUUUCAUUUGCUAUACAGCCAGAUGAUGUGACAAAUCGCUAACCUUGAACACCCAGUUGUUGAUAAAAGUUGAAGGCAGUAUAGUACUAUAGUAAUAGAGCAAGUGCAGAAUCACUAAACCGGAAUUGAUAUCUUGAAAGCAUUUAGCGUGGGGCCCUUGAAAGUGCGGGGCCCGUAGCUAAUACAUGUGUAGCUACUACUACUACAUGUGUAGCUACUACUACAUGUGUAGCUGCUACUACAUAUGUAGCUACUUUUGCUACGUGGAUCAUCCGGCACUGCAGCUAACCAAUGACGACUCAAACAAACAAAAAAGCCAUCGCAAUUAAAUUUGGUUCCGCACCUAAAAUUU
Lethenteron reissneri (Far Eastern brook lamprey) is the source of this 1608-nucleotide messenger RNA. It is a transcript of the gene TMEM174, whose product is annotated as transmembrane protein 174. Lineage: Eukaryota; Metazoa; Chordata; Hyperoartia; Petromyzontiformes; Petromyzontidae. The record is from RefSeq and is a predicted model, not a curated record.